Molecule: messenger RNA, 1527 nt
Organism: Scomber japonicus (chub mackerel)
Lineage: Eukaryota; Metazoa; Chordata; Actinopteri; Scombriformes; Scombridae
Product: zinc finger protein 721-like
Exons: 4
Coding region: 1-1527 (508 amino acids)
Biological process (GO): regulation of transcription by RNA polymerase II
Molecular function (GO): DNA-binding transcription factor activity; RNA polymerase II cis-regulatory region sequence-specific DNA binding
Source: RefSeq, a predicted model, not a curated record
AUGCAGAGUCCAACCAAGAUGAACAACGGGCCAAACCCUGUGACCACAGCAACCAUGGAGCAACCACUGAACAGCAAGACUGAUGAGACCUGUCCAACACAGAGUGAACCAGAUGCACAAGAAGAAGACAGUAAAUCAGCUGCUCCUUUUAACAAUGAAACAGUCAUCACACCACAUGAAAAUGAACAAAGAGUAGAAACACCUACAAGUGUGGCAGUCACACAAGCUGUGGUGAAUAAGUCUGCCGUUCAGUCACUGGCUGAGCCCACUGGCAACACCGGAGAGGUGGAGACUGACUCGGGUUCAAAGCCAAGUGCCCCCACAGAACCACGAGCUGAUACAAAUACAAAUCCUGGAAGUGAGGUGCAAAAUGCAAAGAAACAGGAUAAAGUUGUACGUGAUGGUAGGAAAUAUGUUCCGUCCAAGAAGGCCAUGAUAGAUCCUCUGAAGAUGGACAUGUCAAAACCACUCGUUAUUCCUCUUACAUCGUCUCAGCUCUCCCUGCAGUGUAUGGAGUGCCACAUAAUCUUCAGUGAUCACAAAAGCAAAGAGCGUCACUUGAAGUUAAGCCACCCAGCAGAAUAUGAGCAAUGCAUACUGAGAAACGCACUCUUUGCCUGCUAUGUUUGUGAUCGCCAUUUCACAAACUCCACAGAACUCAUGGCCCACCAGAAAGCCCACAUAGAGAAGAAACCCUUCAAAUGUCCAAUCUGUAGCCAAGCAUUCAACAAAUCGUCAGAGCUCACCCUCCAUAAAAAAAUUCAUUUCGGCCAGGAUGGUUAUGCCUGCACGGACUGUGGCAAACCAUGCAAAACCCUGACGUUGCUUAAGUACCACCGCCGCACACACACUGGAGAGAGGCCUUAUGUUUGCAAGGAGUGUGGGAAGAGGUUCAGCAUGUCCAAAGCUUUGCAGAAACAUAUACUGUCACAUUUGCCAGAGGGAGUUGAAGAGAAGGGUGACACCACAUCCAAAGCACGGCUGAAGAAAAAUGAUGGUGCUUCUACAGUUAAGUACCCCUGUCCUGUAUGCAAGGCCACUUUCAAGACUACCAAAACACGGCUACAUCACAUGAAAACCAAGCACAAUAUGUUACCUGCAGCAUCCAGUAACACCCUUCCAGCUGGGCAGCAAGUGAAACCAAAUACUCCAAUCAUAACUCCUAUAUCAAUUUGCCAACCGGCACUACUACAAGUGGAACCCAAUGGACCUCUCCAAAAAGUUGAUGCUGAUAUCGACACAGAGCAGAUUCGCAGGCUAAUUGAAUCUUUGGGAAAUGUGCAGAAAGUGAACCAGGUUGUCAUAUUGGGGCAGGUGCCACUGCAUGCCCCCCCAUUGGAAGUGCAGCAGGUACCAGAACAUUCAGAACCAGUAUCUUCGAAUUUGAAUCCACCCCAGAUAGAUUUUACAGGACUAAAACAGAUAGAACAGAAGGUAGUAGAACUGGAUUUUUCAAACACAUGUGAUCCAAUGGAGCAAACAAUCAUACUUGAACCAAUUACUCCAGAUGGACAAGUGAACAAAUAG